Messenger RNA from Tilletiopsis washingtonensis, 822 nucleotides. Its product is annotated as nucleotide-diphospho-sugar transferase. Gene Ontology annotation, molecular function: glycosyltransferase activity. The annotation marks the transcript as partial. The record is from RefSeq and is a predicted model, not a curated record. Lineage: Eukaryota; Fungi; Basidiomycota; Exobasidiomycetes; Entylomatales. The transcript has 5 exons.
GCCUGGGCCACGCUCAUGACGGGCGAGAAGUACCUGCCCGGCCUCGCGGUCUUUGCGCACUCGCUGCUGCGGGAACACAAGAGCGCGUACCCGCUCGUGGUCAUGACGACGGGCAAGCUCAGCGAGGAGGCAAGGCAGUGCGUGCUUGCGCUGGGCUGCGAGAUUCGGGAGGUGAAGGAUCUGCGUCCGGAGGUCGCUGGCACCAACAUGGCGUACGCGCGCUUCGGCGACGUCUGGACCAAGCUGCGCGCCUUUGAGCUGGCCGAGUACGAGCGCGUCAUCAUGGUCGACUCGGACAUGCUCGUGCGCCGCAACAUGGACGAGCUCAUGACGCUGCCGCUCGACGACGGCAUGCAGAUUGCCGCGGGCUUUGCGUGCACGUGCAACCCAGCGAAGAUGGCUAGCUACCCGAAGGACUGGAUCCCGGAGAACUGCGCCUUCACCCCGCAAUCGCACCCGGCGGCCCUCACGCAGCCGCUCAAGCUCGACGCCUCGUCGAUGCCGACGCACAAGCUGCUCAACUCUGGCCUCGUCGUCCUCACGCCCUCGAGCGAGACGAUGCGUGCCAUGGAGCAGCGCCUCAACAGCGACCCGAGCGUCAAGGAGAUGGCCUUCCCGGACCAGGACUUCCUCGCGGCCUUCUACGCCGGCGCAUGGCAGCCGCUGCCGUGGGUGUACAAUGCGCUCAAGAAGCUGCGCGCCGCGCACGCCGACAUGUGGCGCGACGACAAGGUCGCCAACGUGCACUACAUCAUCGACAAGCCGUGGGAGUCGCUGCCCUCCGAUGAGCACCCCGACGCAGUCACGCACGGCUGGUGGUGG